Clupea harengus (Atlantic herring) is the source of this 1752-nucleotide messenger RNA. It is a transcript of the gene tm4sf4, whose product is annotated as transmembrane 4 L six family member 4. Lineage: Eukaryota; Metazoa; Chordata; Actinopteri; Clupeiformes; Clupeidae. Gene Ontology annotation, cellular component: membrane. The record is from RefSeq and is a predicted model, not a curated record.
UUACACAGUCAAUUUGGCCUGUGGAUUUCUGGGGAGCUGGCAUUUGUCUUUGCUUGAGAAGACACCGUGUGGUUUUGGUGGAGCCUUUUUUUGUGACUGCUGCUGUAGCCUUUUCCUGUUGAACCAUGUGUUCUGGUAGCUGUGCCAAGUGCCUGGGCAUCACCCUCAUCCCUCUGGCCAUCCUUUGCCUGCUCUGCAACAUCUUGCUCUUUUUCCCCGGAGGUUCCGUGGCCGAUAAUAAUGAUCACAUCACAGACGAGGUGUGGUACUUUGGAGGGAUCUUUGGCUCUGGCGCUUUGAUGAUUUUUCCAGCUCUCGUCUUCCUGGGUCUGAAGAACAAUGACUGCUGUGGUUGCUGUGGGAAUGAGAGUUGUGGCAAGAGAUUUGCGAUGUUCACCUCCAUCAUAUUUGCUGCCAUUGGUGUGGUGGGGGCUGGAUAUUCCUGCAUCAUAUCUGCAGUCGCCAUCCACAGGGGACCCAGAUGCUUCAAUACAGCGGGCGCCUGGACAUACCCAUUUCUAGAUGGAAACUACCUGUCCAACAACACCAUGUGGGAGGAGUGCGUAAAGCCGGAAGGUAUUGUGCCAUGGCACCUGACCCUCUUCUCCAUGCUACUGAUCAUGGGCCUGGUGCAGGUGGCCCUCUGUGGCUUCCAGGCCAUCAACGGCCUCAUCGGCACCAUCUGCGGGGACUGCUGUGGAUGCGGUGGGAGCGAGGACUGAGGAUUUUUCACAGCUGACAAAGGAGCAUCAGUUGAAGAGUUGUGUUUUACUCAUCUAUUUAUAAAGUUUUUGUUUGUGCUUUUUUAAGUGGACUUUUUGUAACUGAUUCCUAUCUUUUGCCUGAUGGAAAGUCUUAUGAUGGCAAAACAGGCCAAAAACCUGGGCGCUCACUGGUGAAUAUGUAUUUUUGCACAUUUAAACAGUUUUGCCUUCAAGAGCUACUGGGCUUAAUGUUAUUUCAAUGCUGAUAAAAUGAUGGGCUUGCUUCCCCUUCUGAAUCACAGACUUCUCAUCUCUAUUCAGUUUUAAAGGCAAGAAACAUACUAUUUUGUCAAGUGUUGUUGAGCAGGGAAGUAUGUAAUGAAAUCAUUUGAAUUUUUGUUUGAAACGUGACCAUCAUAAGGGAAAUAGUAUUGCAGUUAUAUUUAUGAUCAAAAGAAAUUCCAAUCUUUCUAGUCAGUGACUUAGUUUUUCAAAGUGUGUAGACUUUAACAGACCUUCCUCGAGAGCUUGUCAAAUAUCUCACCACCUUUUGAUAAUGUGGUGACAACUCGUCUUUACAGCAGCCUUGCCUGUUCUUCUCAGAGUAAGCGCACCAGAGCAAGCAUAUGUGUAUUAUCUUGUAUCCUGCUCUUCCCCUUCCCUCAUUCGCUUUGAGGGCUUAUGUAACUUUAUAACUUCAAUCCAAGCUGUUCUCAUUAAUAGACAAACAUGGUUUGCAUCCCUAUUUUGAGUAAACAUUCACUGUUUCCCCAAGCUGUUUCUAUGGUGCUUUUGUCAUGGAGUUUUAUGGGGGCCAUUUAUGGUCCAGUUCUGUUCUACUUUAUGGUACAUCACGCUCAGGGACAGCUGACCAGCCAUCAUUAAGCUCAGUGCUAUUUACAUAGGCCUUGGCAGGAUAGCCCACGCUCUCAUUGCCCGAUGGGUGUGGACCGAUCUGCUUUUUGAUACACAGCCUGACUGGCUUCUUUUACUAAAUGUUAUUGUUUAUUUUACAAAAAAAGCAAGCAAAUAAACAAACAAACUCAGA